AUGCCGAAGGCGACCAAGGCGAGCGAACGCGCGGUGGAGGAGAUCGUGAACGACGACGGGGCGAUCGAGAUCGACCACGCGAGCGCGCUGCGACCGACGCGCGCGCCGCUGGGUGCGAGCGAGGACGUCGUGCGAGGGAAAGCGGCGGCGUAUCGAAAGGUGAACGUCCCGGCGCAUCGCUUCGCGCCGUUGCGAGAGCAGUGGAUGACGCUGUACGAACCGGUGACGAAACAGAUGAAGAUUGAUAUGCGGAUGAAUCUCAAGCUGCGAAAGGUGGAGCUGAAGACGACGGCGAAGACGGAGGAUGAGAGCGCGCUGCAGAAGAGCGCGGAUUUCGUGCAGGCGUUUCUGUUGGGAUUCGACGUCCAAGACGCGGUGGCGCUGUUGCGGUUGGACGAUUUGUAUCUCGAGUGUUUUGAGGUGAAGGAUGUGAAGACGCUGCGAGGGGAGCACAUGUCGCGAGGGAUCGGGCGAUUGGCGGGGAAGAAUGGAAAGACAAAGUUUACGAUUGAAAACGCGACGCGGACGAGAAUCGUCAUCGCCGAUCAACACAUUCGGAUUCUCGGUUCGUUUCAAAACAUCAAGGUCGCCAGGGACGCUUUGUGUUCCCUCAUCUUGGGUUCACCUCCCGGGAAGGUGUACUCGCGUCUUCGCGCGGUCACCGCGCGGCUCGCCGAGCGCUUUUAG
This is a messenger RNA of Ostreococcus tauri, 687 nucleotides long. Its product is annotated as K Homology domain, type 1. Gene Ontology annotation, molecular function: RNA binding. The record is from RefSeq and is a predicted model, not a curated record. Bases 1 to 687 code for a protein of 228 amino acids. Gene Ontology annotation, cellular component: nucleolus. Lineage: Eukaryota; Viridiplantae; Chlorophyta; Mamiellophyceae; Mamiellales; Bathycoccaceae. The transcript has a single exon.